Messenger RNA from Scophthalmus maximus (turbot), 3662 nucleotides. It is a transcript of the gene klhdc10, whose product is annotated as kelch domain containing 10. The record is from RefSeq and is a predicted model, not a curated record. Gene Ontology annotation, biological process: positive regulation of stress-activated MAPK cascade. The transcript has 9 exons. Gene Ontology annotation, molecular function: protein binding. Bases 509 to 1660 code for a protein of 383 amino acids. NCBI's taxonomy places the organism in Eukaryota, Metazoa, Chordata, Actinopteri, Pleuronectiformes, Scophthalmidae.
AAUCAGGUAAUUGAAGAUGUAAGUUUUUGUGAUAUUUUAUAAAACGCGAAAAAACAUUCUUCAGAGUGUGGUUUGGUGAAGCAGUCCAUUGAUUCCUAAACAGGAAGUAAAUUUGUUGUGGGAAUUGCGCCUCGUUGGAUUAUUUCUCCAUGGUGGCCACUGCCCGGUGAGUGUUGGUAGUUUUGGGUGUGACACAUGGACUUUCUCUUUCCCCACACCAGUCGUCUCCAGCCCGCGGGGGUCUCUGUCUCUGGGCCAGGCGAAAGAUAAUACCCUAGAUGUUUUGAAGACCGACACGCGCAGUCCCGCCUACCUAUGAUGACGUAUCCUCCCAAUAACAAGCCCUCUGAUUGGUCAAGCGUCUCGCGGCCGACGGGGCUAACAUUUCUGAAUGGCUUUCAAAUGGACCGAGACGUGGAAUGACUAAUAAUGUUUUAUCAGCACUUGAGCACAAGUCGUUUUUAUUUGAUGUGACAUUCUCCAGGACUGGAUUGUAAAGGGGGACACGAUGUCGAACGCUGGUGGUGCUCGCAGUCCGGGCCAGCUGAAUACAUUCAAGAGACUGACAAGCAGGCCGCCGCACGGUCUUCGCACUCCCCCCGCACGCAGUGGGCAUCGCUGCGUUGCUGACAACACUAACCUGUAUGUAUUUGGAGGGUACAACCCCGACUACGAUGAGUCAGGAGGCUCAGACAAUGAAGAUUAUCCACUGUUCAGGGAGCUUUGGAGGUACCACUUUGCAACAGGCUGCUGGCAGCAGAUUCGAACAGAGGGCUACAUGCCCACAGAGCUGGCGUCUAUGUCAGCUGUUUUGCACGGCAACAACCUCCUGGUGUUCGGAGGCACUGGGAUCCCCUUUGGUGAAAACAAUGGCAACGACGUUCAUGUUUGUAACGUGAAUUACAAGCGAUGGUCCCUGCUCAACUGCCGUGGGAAAAAGCCCAACAGAAUCUAUGGACAGGCAAUGGUCAUUAUAAAUGGCUUCCUGUACGUGUUUGGAGGGACGACGGGGUACAUCUAUAGCACAGACCUGCACAGGCUGGACCUGACCACCAGGGAGUGGAGCCACCUUAAGCCCAACAACCCUCCUGACGACCUGCCUGAAGAACGGUACAGGCAUGAAAUAGCACAUGACGGACAGAGGAUCUACAUCCUGGGAGGGGGAACUUCCUGGACGUCUUAUCCUCUAGACAAGGUGCAUGCGUACAAUCUGGAGACCAAUUCCUGGGAGGAGAUUAAUACUAAACCUCAUGACAAAAUAGGCUACCCUGCUCCUCGGAGAUGCCAUAGCUGUGUGCAAAUACGAGAUGAUGUAUUUAUCUGUGGUGGUUACAACGGGGAAUUGAUAUUGGCUGAUCUGUGGAAGAUCAACCUUCAGACUUUCCAGUGGAGUAAACUACCAGCAGUGAUGCCUGAGCCGGCCUACUUCCACUGUGCUGCAGUCACCCCAGCUGGCUGCAUGUACAUCCAUGGCGGCGUGGUGAACAUUUUUGAGAACAAGCGGACUGGCUCCCUGUUUAAGAUCUGGCUGGCGGUGCCCAGCCUCCUGGAGCUUUGCUGGGAGAGGCUCCUCAAGGCUUUCCCCCACCUGUCUUCGCUCCCCACCAUGCAGCUGAUCAACCUGGGCCUAACACAGGAACUCAUUGAACGUUUGAAAUAAGCCGCACAGUGGAGGACGGACAGAAGUAUGGAUGAUAUGGGCUGAGCUGGAGUGGGAGGAGAUGAGGUCUGACGGCACAGAAGUUGAGUCACAGCAAAAUUCUCGGGAAUAUGCCCUCUCGCUCCCCUGCCCAACGUAGCCCCGCCUUAAAACCAAAAACAAUGGGAUGCCUUUUUCUUUGUUUUUGUUCUUAGUUUUUGCAGUUCCAGUGAUGACGGAGAAGAUACAUGUGGAAUGUGUUAUUCCUUACGUGAUGCCUUUGUGUCAAACUAAGUAUGAAUUCCCACUUCUCAUCAGCCAAACUGUGACAGCUGGAAAUACUUAAUUUUGCCCAAAUUGUUUUUUGAAGACUGCCCUCACAUUUUUUAAAAUUCACCAUCUCUAGUACUUUUAAGAAUUCUGUGCAAAGGUUGAAUGCAUGUGUAUUUAUUUGAAGGACAAAAUCAGUUUUGGGGGAAUUCUCAUCAUCUGAUAUUGCUGUUUGCACACGUUGUCUUGGCAUUUACUUUUUUAACGGAUCAUGUAUUUCAUUCUAAAAAGUGGCAGAGAAUGGUUUUGCUUAAGGAUCAUGCCAGUGUUUUUGCACGUUUUAGUCAAUUUAAUACAAAUCUCAUAUAUACAUUUCAUUGCAGUUGUCAAUGUGUAUUGUUUUACAGUUUUAGUGUUUUUGUGACUUUCCAGGGAUCCCUUUUGUUUUCUCCAUAUGGUGAUAAUAUCGCCUUCCAGAAGCUUGAAAGUUGCUUGAGUUAAAUAGUCGUUUACAGACUUUCAUGUCUAUUUUUAUGGUUGAAGUUACAGUAUGUUAUCCUUGCAUAACUUUGACAUUAAUAAGAAAAUUAAAGUGAUUUCCAAUCUAGAAUUAAUUUUUUUUUCCCCUAGUUUUUAUAUUAUAUGAAGGUAAGCAAAUAUUUGCCCCCAGGUAAGGAAAAACAUAGUUAUGGUAUGCCUUGAAAAUGGUCAUGAGUAAUAUGUUAUUUGUGGUAAAUUGACUAGAACAUGUGAGAAGAAUGGUUAUAUGCUGAUUUUGACAAUUUCUGAGCCUUUGUAUUUUCAAUCAUCUUACAGCCUAGGCUGGAUAAUAGUGUGUAAAAAAACAAGCAAAACAAAUCAAGAUUGACAUUUCCAUUCAGUUUGCUUGCAGCUCUUAUUUGUAAACCAAACCAUACAACACAUCACUGUGAAUUUGGUGCUCUUUAAAAUUAAUUUAAAAUGCUUUUAUUCAAAUAAAGACUUACUGUAAUGCUGUUCAGACGUUUACUCCCUCUGUUUGGCAACAUCGAUCUGGUUUUGUUGGAGGGAGUUGCUUUAGUAGCAGGCUUGUACAAACAUCUGUGUAUACUGCAGUGCCUUUCAAACUUUUAAUGAGGUUGAAAUUUCACAAGUAUUGGCAGAAUACGAUCUUUUCUUGUUUAGGCAAAACAGGUUUUAUGUUGACAACUGAUCUUUUCUUUUUGCGUAAGUGAAACUUUUUUUAACCACCAGCCAUUACACGCAUCGUAAUCACUCUGCAUGCUGGCGGCCAAAAAUGACUAUGUCCUGCCGUGAUGUAGAACCGUGUGUUCUCUUCCUGUCAGUGACCAGAUGAAGUAACCCUCAGGACAGGAUGCAGCAUACAAAGUCUUUUGACUGUCAGUCCUACAAGAACUUGAGUAAUGUUUCAAGGAAAUAUUUUCAUUUAGUUGAACCCGAUGCCAAAUGAUAUUGCACCUUGAACAAAUAAUAAUAAUGAGGUCUGAACUUCUCAAAUGCUCAGUAAGUUUGGGAUGUUGCCAGAUGAUUUGAUGCCUCCCUCAAAUGCAUGAAUCUGCCUGCACUUCUUUACACCUUUUAUUUAUGUUCUGCAAACAAACUACUUGGUGCAUGAUGUCAUUACUAGCUACUUUUUAUAUCAACGUCAUCAGAUCUUUUCUUUGGGACAUAGUUUUUAAAAAGGUAAACAUUUAACUGUUGUACAGUAGACUUGUGUGAAUGUCAUGGUGAAAUAAAGGUAAUAAAAUGUAAA